Molecule: messenger RNA, 3558 nt
Organism: Notothenia coriiceps (black rockcod)
Lineage: Eukaryota; Metazoa; Chordata; Actinopteri; Perciformes; Nototheniidae
Product: zinc finger protein 629-like
Exons: 4
Coding region: 954-2441 (495 amino acids)
Biological process (GO): regulation of transcription by RNA polymerase II
Cellular component (GO): PcG protein complex; chromatin; transcription regulator complex
Molecular function (GO): DNA-binding transcription factor activity, RNA polymerase II-specific; RNA polymerase II cis-regulatory region sequence-specific DNA binding
Source: RefSeq, a predicted model, not a curated record
AUGAGAAAGGGCCAUGGUCUCGUAUCAUGAAUUACUCCAUAACAUAGAUAUACUUUUAUUGUUAUUAUUUUUACCCGUUUCUAAAUUGAUUCUUUAUAUUGGUCUUUCUAAGGGGAGCAGCAGAGUUGUUUUCAGUCCAGGAAUUCAUCACAACAAUUGAAGUGUUUUUCAGUAUAUGACAUAAUUUACAUUUAUUUUGGCUCUUUGAUUUCUGCAGUACCUGAAUCCUCAUCUUUGUUAUCGCGAGACUUGCAACCAUCAAAUCACAGAAAUGAUAUCAACCUGCUAGUUAGUUGGACGCCGUGUCGCUGCAUCGUUUCAUGGAUUUUAUUUAUGCCAGAUAAGCUAUUUGGUCGCUUUCUGUUGAGAUACAUUGCAGAAUCGACCAGCUUGUUUGGUUGUUUCCAUUGCCGGUAAACAGUUAGCUAGAGUAGUAGCUUGAACUAGCACCUGGACUAUACACAGGCUAGCACUGGUUACGCUUCGUUGGCUCCCUUGUUUACACGUUAGCUUGUUAGUUUCCUUACUGUAUUGCUUGUUACAACAGCAUGUUUCUUGUAGCUAAUUGUAAUUGUGUUAAUGCUCAUCAACUAAACAAACCGGCUUACUGCAUUGCACCACGUUGUUUGCCAUCACUGCUUUAGCGUUAGCUCAACAAAUAAAGCCUGGACACCAUUGUCAUUUUUAUUGAAAUAUCUAAAACAGCCGCACAGCAGAUUUUUAAUAACAAUCAGAUUGUACUAUAAAAGCAACUUGCUGCCAUAUAUUAAUAAUAGAAAUGGCCUAGGUACUUAGCAUGGCAACAUUGUGUGGCAGAUCAUAGUUCCAGGGUAGAGGAGUGCACAUCGCUGUAGACACAUCUUCCUCGACUGUCACUGGAGGCAAACCAUUGAAUAAAACCUUGGUGUCAAUCCCUCACUGACAUUAAAACAUCCUUCCUGAAACAAAGCACAAUGGAGACGGUGAGGAGUGCUUUCCACGCUCAGCUGGCCACCGUCAUGGACUCCCUGCUGGCUGCAGCUGUCUGCGAGAUCGCCAAGAUCUUUGAGAGCAGCCUGUGUGAGCAGCAGGCGAGGCUAGCGCAGAAAACUGAGGAGAUCUCCAUCCUCAGAGGCAGGCUUGAGAAAGUGGAGAGGAGGCGUAAGGGUGGAGGGAGCGAGGAAGGGGAGCUGUCAUCAGGAGACAGAGAGGGCAGCACGAGGCAGCAGACCCCCAACAUAUCAGGACUAAAUGUGGGAAAGGAUUUGUCUUCUCAUUUGGACCCAGUGGAAAGACUCAGUCAGAGCCUCAGAGGGAUGAAAGAAGAGGUCACAGGCCAGGAUGGAGCUUCAGUAAAACAUGAGAUCUGUGCUGCUUAUUGUUCACAGCAUGCUGGAUCACAACCUACAGUGGGGUCUGUGGCAGUCCAAGUCCCAGAGGUAACGCUUGCUGCUGGAGAACAGAGGAAGAUACAUACCCUGUCUGCUACACAAGCCAAGGCUAAAUUGUCUCACUGGGAUCAGGGCGGUGCAGAUCACAGAUCUGUCCGGGAUCAAGCCUCCACCCCUUUCCUCUCCAUCUCCCAGAGCGGACGUUGCUCCCCCAGGCCUGACCCUGGGCUAGCUCAACCAGGGGAGUGGUUACCAGGGCUGGACGGCACCAAAGGUGGGGUGUCCGGUCUGGAGAACCUGCAGGCCGAAGGCACCAGCUGCUCUGGUCCAGCUGGCAGCAGCGCCGGCACAGACACACUCUGCUUCAGACGGGGUUUUGGCUCUGACGAGACCAGCAACGAAGACGACGAUAGCUCCUUCCCUUUUCUGGACCAGGAGCCUGAGAACCACAUCUCCCAUCAGAACUCUGUGCAGGUUCAGCCUCAAGCCCCACCUGGGGAAUCUCCAUGGAGACCCAGAGAUGACAGGGGAGGGAGAGGCCCCGUCAAUCACACACGGCGGGUUUCAACUUUUGGCAAUAGAGACCCUCUCCGCACACAGUCGAAUUCCCAGUCGCUGGCUCUGCGACACACACACACUCUCAGCCAUCCUCCAGCUCCUGCUGCAGCGAAUGGACGGCCGUACACCUGCCCAUACUGCACCAAGUGCUUCACCUACCCCUCCCACCAGCGCAGACACCUUUUACGCCACACAGGAGUAAGACUGCAUCCUUGUCAGUUUUGUGACAAGAGUUUCCUCACCCCCUCUGAGCUGACUGUGCACACUCGCACACACACAGGGGAGCGGCCUUUCGGCUGCGCCCAGUGCGGGAAACGUUUUGCCCGCAGUGGGAACCUGAGAGCCCACCAACGGGACGUUCACAUGGGGAAGAGACCCUUUGCUUGCACAGAGUGUGGGAAGAGAUUUGCCCACAGAGGGAACCUGAGGGUGCACAAUCACAGAGUCCACCAAGGAGACCCCUACUACAUGGACGAACAGCAGGAGCCCGAAAUAGCCCCUAAUCCCAUUUGAAAACGUUUAAAAAGUGAUGGCUCUGCAAUUUAUUUUCUUCUUUCACAGUUGCCUAUCUGCCUAUUUCCCCAUUCAAGGAUUUGGGUUUUUUCAUACUUGAUGUGAAGUAAUAAAAAAAAAAGCACCAUUAAAUUGUAUUAUAUUUAUUUAAUACAUGGUCAAAAUACAUUUUGAGUGUCUUUAUUUUAUUUUAAGAUUCAAUCUCAUAAUUAUGGGUCACACUCAAAAGGAAAGCUUUGUAUUAGGUGUAUUAAAUGGAUGGAUAUAAUCAUCCGUGAAAAUAUGAUGAAAUAUUCUCUAUUGAUGUAAAGAAAAAACCUUCUCAAAGAUGACACGAUCUUACAAUGAUGCUUUUCUUGUCAUUGGAAAGUAACUAUACAGACCAAAGCACCUGUUCAUUACGAACUGAAUGAUCUACAAAAUAAUGUUUUUCACACAGCUAAUAAAGAAAGUAUAGUUGGUAUUAGAUUUAGACACGUGGCAUGCAAACGUAGGAUAGCAUGUCUGUUCCUUCAAAAUGGUGCUUACUGUAUGUAUGCCCAUAUCCUCAAACUUUGAUGUGGUGUAAAAUGGAAAGUUCAUGUUGUUAAAGAAGCUAUAGUUUCCCACCCUGUUCUUGCAAAGUGAAAUAAAAUAUUGUAGGUAUGUCAAAUAUUUCCUUGUUCAGUACCAUCUACUGUUGUUGCACCAUUAUUUUCCAGACACCAGGGGGCAGGGUGAACAUACAAAGGAUGCCUCGAAAUGGAUUUGGACAUCAUUGCAAAUAGAUUUUUGAUAAAAGUGUUGCUGUCAGCAUGUUUCACCAUGUGCCCUAUAUUUGCAGAUAUUUUUCCCUGAUGUAUGCAGUUAUGUCAUCAUGCCAACCCUCUCAUGGUCAUAGUCUGUAAGCAUGUGCUUACAAUGCAAAAUCUAAAUGUGAGUACAUGAGUCUUUUGGUCCUUGUGCUAACCUGCAGAAAAACCCAAUUUCAAGCCUGGAAUUGGCUUGUAUUUUAGUGUAGGAAAAAGUUGUUCUGGAGUUACGCAGUUUAGUCCUUUUUUAACAAUAGUCCUUAAAAGUAUCCAACACAUUGUUUUUUCUUCUGUCCAUCUUUAUUACAUGUUAAAGGUUUACAGUU